UGGAAGCAGUACCUGGAGGGAACCUGCGUGGAGUGGCUGCGCAGAUACGUGCAGUACGGGAAGGCCGAGCUGGAGAGGCGAGAGCGGCCCGAGGUGCGAGUGUCGGGGAAGGAGGCCGACGGGAUCCUGACCUUGUCCUGCCGCGCUCACGGCUUCUACCCGCGGCCCAUCGCCAUCAGCUGGAUGAAGGACGGCGCGGUGCGGGACCAGGACACGCACUCGGGGGGCACCGUGCCCAACGGCGACGGCACCUACCACGCCUGGGCCUCCAUCGAGGCGCUGCCGGGGGACGGGGACAAGUACCGGUGCCGCGUGGAGCACGCCAGCCUGCCCCAGCCCGGCCUCUACUCGUGGGACCGGGAUGGCGGAUCCAGCAGCUCGGCCACAGGGAGCGACCGCGCCACCUGAGUGCUGUGCUUCAGCCUGCGAGGGGCCGGCCGGCCCUGCCAGCAUUGGGUGUCGGCGAUGGAUGUGACCCCGUCAUCUCAACCUCUCACGUCUCCCUGUGCUUCCUCUGCUGCCCAUGAUGUUUUGCCUGCACCUCUUCCCACAAAGUGAUUUGCCGCACGACUUCUAUGAUUCAGUGAAAUAAAGCCUGGCAGUGAUGGGCUGCUCUGCGCUCAG
Numida meleagris (helmeted guineafowl) is the source of this 624-nucleotide messenger RNA. Its product is annotated as class I histocompatibility antigen, F10 alpha chain-like. Gene Ontology annotation, cellular component: external side of plasma membrane. The record is from RefSeq and is a predicted model, not a curated record. Lineage: Eukaryota; Metazoa; Chordata; Aves; Galliformes; Numididae. Gene Ontology annotation, biological process: immune response.